GUCUCGCACAAAUAAAAGUUUGCGGAGAAUUAUGCUCAAGUCCUAAAUUACAUUUUCUUUUGACAAUGAUUUUUUGUGAUUCUGAAACUGUAGGAUAUGACCAUGUCCAAAGUAUAUCCCCGUUGUGAUCUUUUUCUAAAAAUAAUCAUUUCAAAUUAUUUUCUUAGAAUAAAUACGUAUUAAAUAUUUAUAUUUGUUUUUUAUAAUUAAUAUAUAUAUAUAUUAUCUUAUAUAUAGAAAUUCUAAACUUACCGAUUAUACUACAGGACAAUAAAUCUGUGAGCGGUGCCAUAUCGAGAAAAUUAGUCGUACAUUAUUUCUAAAAAAAAUAACAUUUUAUUGUUGCGUGUAUAUAUAUUUAUAAUCUCAUAUGUUUAGUGUAAGUAAAUGACAUAUCGUAGAUAAUGGAAUUCAGAUAGUCAUUCGAUUGAUAUUAUCAAAUUAUAAAGUGUUAUAUUUACAAAUAUUAUUGUUAAGUUAUGACGACGAAAAUCCAUGACGCACGAUAAAACUGAAGUCGAUUAAAUCGCACUAUACCUUCUGAUAAUAUUGUAAUAUUGUAUUUGAUAAUAAUUUUGACAAAAUGCGUUUAAGAACUUACAAAAAAUGCUUGUAUUAUUUGAUAUCAAGUGGUACUUGUAUGGUAUUCAUAGGUGGUUGCUGGUUUUUAUAUCAAUUGCGACAGACAUCACAGAUUCUUCGAUCCACUGUAACAACAGAUAUUCUUAAUUUAGAACAAACACGCAAAUCAUACAUAUAUAUUGAUAAACCUCAAUACAAAGAUAUCUUUACAUUUCAUGAAAAAGAAAAUCAAUAUACAUCAGAAAGACAAUCUGCAGAUAAUCAUGAUGUAACCAAUAUUUUAGUUAGAUUCAGUUAUAAUGUAACUAAUAUUGUACCUAUAAUGGUUGAUAUUAUAACAGAGAGAUGGAAAAUGUUAAAUCGAAAAUUAGCAUAUGCAUUUUUUAAUGUAGCUCGUUUUGGUGAUGAACAUGAAAGAAUAAGAGCUGCGACAGCUUUAUGUUCUUUAAAUUAUUUAGAAGAUUGGCAUUAUCAAAAUAUGGCACAGAUGUUAGAUGCUAGGACAGCUAUUGCUCUUGCACGUACACCAAAUGUUGAUCAACGCUUUUUCUUAAAACCACCUUAUUUUCAUAUGGAAUAUAAUUUGCAUGAUGUAAUUGAGAAAGUCCAUAACAUGCUGUUACAUUUGAAUUCAUUAUGUAAUAAAUUACAUCCAUGUCUCACACAGUUUCUUCAGAAAAAAUUUGGAGAUUUAUUUAGAGAUGGUUUAAUGUUUGAACAUGAUUUACCAAGUAUGGGUUUGGCAAUUCCUCCAACAAUUAUAUGGAAUGAAGAAUUACUUCAAAACUGUGUCCAAACAAUUUAUCAUCAUUCCUCUCUUGAACAGUAUAGUAAAGAUAUUGUUAAUGCCAAUGGUCUUCAGAUACUUAUGUUAAUUUACAAAAUUUUCAGUGAUAAUAUUGACAUGUGUAUAAUACUUGCCAAUAUACUUUCUAAUAUAUCACUUCACACUGAGUAUUUAGAUGAUUUUUUUCAAUCAGGUUGGUUGAGUAUAUUAGUCACAUGGUCUAAGAAUAAAGAUAUAAGAUUAUCAGUACCUGCAGGAUGUGCUUUAGCAAAUUUAGAUAUAGAUAAAAAUAAACAUAUCAAAUAUCAUAGGCAUGUAUAUCUUCUUCAUCCAUUGCAUAGAAGUGAUACAACAUCAAAACUAGAUGUUAUCUUUUUGCAUGGUUUACUUGGUGGAGUAUUUGUAACGUGGAGACAGAGAGAUAUAAAUAAUGAUACACAUAAAUACGAAGGUUUGUCACUGGUAUGGAUAAUUAAUUUAGAACAAAAUGUCCUACAUCAAUUUUGUAUAAUACGUGUGAUUUUUUAUGUAAUAAAUAUAGAUCCUAUUAAUAUGAAACAUGAAAAUAGUUAUAUGUCUACUUUGAUCAGUGAUUAUCCCAAAGAAUUUUUCAAAGAUUUGGCUUAUGAUUUGCAAAUACGUGCAUGGAAAAAAUUAGGCAGAGAUUACGAGGUGAUACUUGAUGAUUGUCCUGUAAAUAUUAAUUAUCAAUUAACUGGUCCAUUUACUUGUAAAGGAACACAAUGUUGGCCAAUGGAUUGGUUACCUCGAGAUGUACCAUACCUUCGAAUUCUCGGUGUUAAUUAUGAGACAAAUUUAUCAAUGUGGACUCCUUUGUGUCCAAUAGAGAGCUUGAAGAGUACGAUCAGUGAAAGAAGUAAUGAAUAUAUUAAUAAAUUAUUGAUAGCAGAUGUUGGAAAACGACCAAUAAUAUGGGUUUGUCAUUCGAUGGGUGGUUUAUUAGUUAAAAAAAUGCUCGUCGAAGAAUGGAAAAGUGGGGAUAAGCAUAACAUAUGCAAAAAUACACGUGGUAUAGUAUUUUAUAGUACUCCACAUCGUGGUUCGCACAUAGCUGCAUUAACGCAAGCAACACAAAUGCUUUUAUGGCCAUCAAUAGAGGUGCAGGAAUUACGACAAGAAUCACCGCAUCUUCUUGGAUUGCACAAAGAUUUUAUUGAAAUGUUAAACGAUUAUCCUAUAAAUAUUGUAAGUUUCAGUGAAACAAAAUCUACUCUGGUAACUGCUUUAAAAUUUCCAUUUCAAUUCGUCACUCCUAAUUCAGCAGAUCCUGGUGUAGGUGAAUUUUUUGAAAUUCCGCAGGAUCAUUUAACAAUCUGUAAGCCUGCUAAUAGGCGAUCGUUUUUAUAUCAAAAGCUCUUAUGCUUACUUCGACGUCAAAUAGAAAUUCAAAAAGAAACAAAGAGUUCAAUAUUCAUGAAUCUAACAUGGCCAGAUAGAUUAUUGCCAAAAUAAAUGAUGUUCCUUAUCUUUACUCUCGUUGCUCUCUUCUGAUGCUUUAUUAUUUCGUACUUAUUCAGGAUUAUGUCUUUCGUGCCGACAAGAAAGAAGACAACAAGAAGGAACAAGCAUGGUGGAAUUGCUAGGUGCGACAUUUUCAUCAUCCGCCAAACUUGAAUCCCUUAAAAUAUUUCCAAUUUUUUUCAAAUCUCGUUCACUCCCGUUUUCAAUGUAAAAUCAACGUAAAUUUCAUGAUUAAGUACAUCCCGCGAACGAAGUCACACAGCUUGGCUGCCUGUUAAUUUUGAUUUCGCAAAUGAGAUAAUUUCUUUUCUUCUUUUUUUUUUUUUUCUUCUUUUCUUUCUUUUGUUGUUUUCUCAGGUAUUUAUAACAGCGAACGCGUACAUUGUUCUCUAAACAUACGAUCGCGGCCACGGUACGGCCCUCACUGCUAAGAGAACGAAUAGAAAGCAAAAUCUUACUUUCACUUUGUCCCCGUAGCUACCACACCAAUCGCUCGCACCUCUUAGAAGAGAUCGCCUCGAGGCCAACGAGAUUCUCUCUCUCUCUCUCUCUCUCUCUUUUUCUUUCUUUCUUUCUUUCAUUUUUUUCUUCCUUCGUAUCUCCCGAUUUGCUGUGAUCUCUUGAUCUUUUCUCGAUCGAUAAAAUUUAAUCUAAUAUUGUGAUAAAGAAAUGUUAUGUUUAACAUUAUGACAAAAGACAAAAAAGAAAAUAUUGUUAAUUACAGAAAAUAAAUACCAUUUUUUUGAAGAACCUUGGAUAGAGAUCAAUGUUGCAUUGAUAUAAAUGAAGCAAGAACAUGUAUGAAGAAUUAAGGGAUUCUUGUGGAUCAAUCUUCUUCAAAAAGAAUUUUCUUUACGAUCGACGAAGGAAAUUGCUAACAAGUUAAAUUUGAUUAAAAAAAAAAAACAAAAAAAAAAACAAAAAAAAAAAAAGAAAAAAAAAGAAAGAAAAAAAAAAGAUAAAAGAACUAAAAUUUAACUAAUACAAAUAUAAAUAAAAUCAUUUUCAUAAUAUAGAUUUUUAUAUGGAGUAUACUGAGAAAAUACAACAAUAUACUGGCUCUUGAUACAACUCUACAAUGAGUAUUAUACGCUUUACAAUUUCUCAUUUAUCAUACUCAUGAAUUUUGUAUAUAAAUUCUUGUUGUCUUUCUUGGUUUAAGUUGUUGAUAAUGAUUAAUAUACAGAAGCAAUUGUUCGUGGAAACUUUCAAUAUCUUCGGACAAGUAUGUAAUGCAUUCCUAUAACAUCAAGUACGGAGAGGAAUAUGAACUAUCGUAGAGCAUCAGAUUAUAUUCUAGUCGGUUCCUUUUUUUUUUUGUUUUUGUUUUUUUUUUUGUUUUUUUAAUCUUUUUUUUUAUCAUAUACUUACAUUUAUUACGCUGUGUUUGUAUAACUGGUUCAAAUAACUUAACUUUUUGAAAGAUCUUCUAUAAUCGUGCGUUUAAAAAAUAUACCUCAUCUGAUUGUCAUAAAUUGCCUUAUGGUACACGUUUCUUUAAAGAAAUUAUUUUCUAACAUAAAUAAUUAAUAAAUUAUCAUCAGUUACACAAUUUCAAACGCACACAGCUGAGUUGAGUGUUCAUCUCAUGCAUUCUAAAGUUUUGCCUUUACACAUGAAAAUUUAUAUAAAAGAAUUAUAAAAGCAUAUUUUGCACUAUAAACCGGACAAUCCUUUAGAUCUUAAAUCUGAUAAUGUAAUAAAUACCUAUGUAUUUAUUUUCAUAAUACACUUUUUUGCCUUAUAUGAUUCUCAACGGAUAAGUCAGAUUGUAACUUAGUACUCUGUAUAACACGGCACACGUUUAACUGUGUGGAAUUGGUGUUAUUUUAUUGAUACCUAUAAUUACAUACGAUUAUCACCUUGCGUGUAAAGUACUUCAAUCCAACUAUAGCAAUAGAUUCAAUAACUCAUUUUCUUUUUGGGCACCACAUUUAUGUUUUCACUUGUUGAUUCAAAUGUUUUAACUGAAAUAAAAAUAAUAUAUCAUAUUUGCACAUUGUAUUGAUUUUUGUUUUCUUUUUUGUUUUUUUUAUAUUUAUAGUUUGUUUAGAAAAAUUAUCUAAUCAUAUUUACUUCGUGGUUGGUCUUCUUGAUGGUUCAGAUGCUGUGGGAGGUGGAGGUGGUCCUCUUCGUGCUAAUUCUUCCAAAUAUCCCAUUAAUAAUCGCGUUCGUUCGGCAGCUGCUGCUUCUAAUACGAGAAAACGUCGAUCCUUCCUCAAAAUUUCUUCGAUUUCGGCUAGGCAAGCACUAUUUUCUUGCACCUUUUUGUACGUCUUAUCGGUAAUCAACUUUGUUUCCUAAAAGAUUAGUAGAAACAUAAAAGUAUGGGGAAUUAAAUAUGUUCAAUACGUUAACGUAGAAAACAUUGCAUACCUGUAGGAGUUCUCUGAAAUCUGCUUUAGCCGCAACAAGUUUAUCCUUUAUGUAUUCUUUAAAUUCUUUUUCACAUUUCUGUUCAUAAAAAAAAAAAAAAAAAAAAAAAAAAAAAGAAAAAAAAAAGAAAAAAAAAAGAAGAAAAA
Messenger RNA from Vespa velutina, 5373 nucleotides. Its product is annotated as protein SERAC1. Lineage: Eukaryota; Metazoa; Arthropoda; Insecta; Hymenoptera; Vespidae. Bases 584 to 2842 code for a protein of 752 amino acids. The transcript has 16 exons. The record is from RefSeq and is a predicted model, not a curated record.